This is a messenger RNA of Kwoniella shivajii, 834 nucleotides long. RefSeq lists its product as uncharacterized. Gene Ontology annotation, cellular component: intracellular anatomical structure. The coding region runs from base 1 to 834 and encodes 277 amino acids. Lineage: Eukaryota; Fungi; Basidiomycota; Tremellomycetes; Tremellales; Cryptococcaceae. Gene Ontology annotation, molecular function: oxidoreductase activity, acting on NAD(P)H, oxygen as acceptor. The record is from RefSeq and is a predicted model, not a curated record. The transcript has 7 exons.
AUGAUCAGUAUAGACUUCAAGGGAAAAGUAGCCUUGGUGACUGGUGGUGGAAGAGGUAUCGGAUUAGCUAUCACUCGUGCACUUGCAGAAGCUGGAGCAACCGUUGUUAUCACCUAUACAUCCAAGGAUCCAUCAUCGGUAGCAGAAUCUGUAUCCAAGGAGUUCAAGUCACCCGUUCAUGUAUAUCACUGUCCAGCGGAAGAUAGUUCUCGCAACAAUGAAUUAAUUCAAAAGAUUUCGCAGGAUGUAGGGGAAAUAGAUUAUGUCAUUGCCAAUGCUGGCGUAAGCUUGUGGAGAGAAGCCAUCGAUAUGACUGACGAGGAACUGGACAAAAUCAUGCAAAUCAACCUUUUCUCUCCUUAUUACCUAUCUAGAGCCAUUGUCAGACAUUGGCUUGAUUUGCCCAUCGCUAUCUCGUCAGAAUCCAAGGAAAGAGGAAAGAGGGACGAAAAGCUGAAUUUGGGGAAGAAAAUCAUAUUCAUUUCAUCAAUCUCUGGCCUAGUAGCUAUGACUCCUCAGGCUCAAUCAGCGUACAAUGCUAGCAAAGCUGGGUUGACAAUGUUUGCCAAGUCUUUAGCUGGCGAAUGGGCCAAAUAUGGGAUCACCGUGAAUACGAUAUCUCCAGGAUAUAUCGCAACAGACAUGAUUGCCAAUCCACCUCCAGGAGAAGAAUUAUGGGUUCAGAAAUGGCAUGACAUGACUCCCGUAGAUCGAUUCGGAGAAGCCAAGGAGGUCGGAGAUAGCGUAGUUAUGAUGUGUGCCGACAGAGGACUUGGAGCUGGAUUUAUGACUGGAAGUGAUCUGGUCAUUGACGGAGGUUAUAAUAUCUAUUAG